This is a messenger RNA of Notothenia coriiceps (black rockcod), 1757 nucleotides long. Its product is annotated as PC4 and SFRS1-interacting protein-like. Lineage: Eukaryota; Metazoa; Chordata; Actinopteri; Perciformes; Nototheniidae. The coding region runs from base 420 to 1511 and encodes 363 amino acids. The record is from RefSeq and is a predicted model, not a curated record. The transcript has 4 exons.
UAACCAUAUAAACCGUUUUUUUUUGUACAUUUCUCAGGAGGGAUGCAGCCACGACCAGCUCGGAGGUUACAAGAAGAAGUCAGACGACAACAUCGGACAAAAAGAACGACAAAGAAUCCACCGCGAGUCUCAGGAAGUCAGAGACAAAGACCUCGAGAAGUGAGAAGAUCGUCGACAAGAAAGAUCAGAAACCUGCAGAGAAACAGACAGGAAGUGGAGAGGAAGAGGGCAACACCUCCAGUCAGAAAACAACAACAGCAGAGAAGAAGAAGGAGGUGAAGACGGACGAACAGAAGAAUGACGUUUCAAGUAAAAUCCCAGAGGAAGUGAAGGAGAAGAAAGAGGAAGAGAAGAAAGACGAGAGGAAAAUCAUCGGGAAAAUCGUGAAGGCGACGCCAGGACAAGGAGCGAAAGUCCAGAUGAAGACGAUGAUGGGAGGAGUGACGAUGGAGCAGGAGAGGAAGAGGAAGGAGGAGGAGAAGAAGAAGGAGGAAGAAGGGAAGAAGGAGAGGACAUCUGAGGAUAGAAAAGUGGACGACAAAAAAGACAAGAAGGGAACGGAGGGCAAAAAGGAAAAUGAGGCGAUGAAAAAAAUCGAAGACGAGAAAAAACCUACGUCCAAAACUUCAGAGAAGAAAGAAAGCAACGCGGAGAAAAUAGCCACGAAAGACCAGAAGAAGAAAGAUGUGUCUGACGGGAAAACAACCGCAGAGCAGACGACUAAACCACAGAAGAAGAAAGAAGAAACAGAGGUGAAGAAAACAGCCACGAAAGACCAGAAGAAGAAGGAGGAGAAACCUGAGAAGACAGACGGAAAAACAUCCGCUGAGUCGGACAAGAAAUGCACCGAAGACACGAAACCACAGAAGAAGAAAGAAGAAACAGAGGUGAAGAAAACAGCCACGAAAGACCUGAAGAAGAAGGAGGAGAAACCUGAGAGAGGUUCUGAGAAGACAGAUAGAAAAACAUCCGCUGAGUCGGACAAGAAACCACAGAAGAAGAAAAGAGAUGGAGCAUCGCAGUCUGAGGACGAGGAGAAGAAGAAGAGGAAGAAGAGUUCAGAUGUUUCCAUGAAGAGCGGAUCGUCGGAGCAGAAGAAGAGCGUGGCGGCCACGGCGGCCAUGACACUAACGGACUCAACGCUGCACCGUAUCCAUGGAGACAUCCGGAUCUCUCUGACGCAAAACCCCGACAUCAGUAAGUGUCUGCUGGCUCUGGAUCAGCUCAGUAUGCUCCUCGUCACGUCCAAACACGUGAAGAGACACAGCGAGCUGAUCGCCACGCUCAGGAAGCUGCGGUACUACCGGGCGAACCAGGCCAUCAUGGACAAAGCUUCGAUGCUUUAUAACCGUCUGAAGAACUCCUUCCUGGUGGGCGAGGGCGAGGAGGUGGUGAGCGCCGCCUUCCUGCAGUCCCUCCUGCAGGAGAACGAGAGGGGGGAGGAGCAGAGGGUGAGGAAGAGGAGGGAGGAAGAGGAGGCCAAGACUGAAGCUGCAGUGGUCUGUCCCUGAAUCUUCACUGUUCUUUAAGCAGAGCGGACCGUACCAAGUCUAAUCCGAGGGGUGGCCAACAAGAUCUCCCACAUCGCAUUAAACACCUCUAAUAAUAUAUUUCCUGUUACGAUGGCGGUUUGUUUUAACAAGUGCCGUAAAUACCGACUUCACCACAGCAGUGUUCAUCUCUCACACUAACUCAACACGUCAGCAUUAAACACAACGUUUUACCGUCUCUUUUUCAAACCUCACCUUGUGGGGUUU